AUGAGCAGGAACUACUUGUGCAAAAAUGAUGAGCUGCGCAAGAGAGACUUCAUACUAUCCAACAACCGAGAUUGGAAGGUUGUCUUUCAAGAUGAUGGCAACUUUGUGAUCUACGGCUAGAAGCCCAUGUGGUCUUUAGACACGGCCGGCCCCAACCGUCACCGCCUGUGCAUGCAGGACGACUGCAACCUGGUGAUGUACACACAGGAGGACUCCCCCGUGUGGCACACCAACACCUCUAAGCUCAGCUGCAAGAUGUGCCGGAUCCACCUAAAAGACGACGGCACCCUUGUGCUGGAGAAGAACAGAGCAGACAUCUGGAGCUCCAACGAAUCGUCCGACAUGAAAUGA
Salmo salar (Atlantic salmon) is the source of this 351-nucleotide messenger RNA. Lineage: Eukaryota; Metazoa; Chordata; Actinopteri; Salmoniformes; Salmonidae. The record is from RefSeq and is a predicted model, not a curated record.